Messenger RNA from Jatropha curcas, 1742 nucleotides. RefSeq names its product abscisic acid 8'-hydroxylase 4. The record is from RefSeq and is a predicted model, not a curated record. NCBI's taxonomy places the organism in Eukaryota, Viridiplantae, Streptophyta, Magnoliopsida, Malpighiales, Euphorbiaceae. Gene Ontology annotation, molecular function: (+)-abscisic acid 8'-hydroxylase activity; heme binding; iron ion binding. Gene Ontology annotation, biological process: sterol metabolic process.
AUAUGAGCACAGAACUUCUCAUUUCUUGUUGAUUUAUAUAGAGAAAGAAAGAGAGAAAGAUGGGUAUGGUUCUUGUAUGUAGUUUUUGCUGUGCCCUAUUCUUGUUAACUAUACUUAGAUUAAAAAGAAGACAACAGGACAAGAUCAAAAGAGGAAACUUGCCACCAGGUUCAAUGGGUUUGCCUUAUAUUGGAGAAACUCUUCAACUCUACUCUCAGAACCCUGACAUCUUCUUUGCUAAUAAGCAACAAAGGUAUGGAGAGAUAUUCAAGACUCGCAUUCUUGGAUGUCCUUGUGUUAUGGUUGCUAGCCCAGAGGCUAUUAGGUUUGUGUUGGUGACACGAGCAAGCUUGUUCAAGCCAACAUACCCGCCAAGCAAGGAAAAAUUAAUCGGGCCAUCAGCAAUAUUUUUCAACCAAGGGAUUUACCAUUCUCAACUGAGAAAACUUGUACAAGUUUCUUUGUCACUCGAUGUGAUCAGAAACCUGGUCCCUCAUAUUGAAGCUAUUGCUAUCUCUACUUUGGAAUCUUUGUCUUCUACUGCCAAAGUCGUUAACACUUUCCAUGAGAUGAAGAAGUUCACUUUUGAUGCUGCUGUUUUAUCCAUCUUCGGUAACUUGGACUCUUACUAUAGAGAAAAUUUGAAGAUAAAUUACUACAUACUUGAUAAAGGUUAUAAUUCUUUUCCAACAACUCUACCUGGCACUUCAUACAGUAAAUCAGUCAUGGCAAGAAAAAGGCUAAGCCGGAUUCUUGGUUGGAUAAUACGGGAGAGGAAAGAGAAAGGAUUAAUACAAAACGAUCUUUUGGGUUAUCUACUGAACUUCAAAGAUGAGAAAGGUCAAAUGUUAUCUGAUAAUCAAAUUACUGAUAAUAUCAUCGGUGUACUAUUCGCUGCUCAAGACACUACAGCUAGCGUUUUAACAUGGAUUCUUAAGUAUGUCCAUGACGACUCAAAAAUUCUUGAAGCUAUUAAGAUGGAGCAGAAUGCGAUUUAUGAAUCAAAUGGGAGAGGAAAAAAUCCAUUAACAUGGUCUCAAACUAGAAAUAUGCCCUUUACGAAUAAGGUUAUAAUGGAAAGCUUGAGGAUGGCAAGUGUUAUAUCGUUCACCUUUCGAGAAGCGGUUGAAGAUGUUGAAUAUAAAGGGUACUUAAUUCCAAAAGGAUGGAAAGUACUUCCUUUAUUUCGGAAUAUUCAUCAUAAUCCAGAUUUCUUCACUGAUCCACAUGUAUUUAACCCUUCUAGGUUUGAGGUUGGACCAAAACCCAAUACGUUCAUGCCCUUUGGAAAUGGCGUUCAUGCAUGUCCAGGAAAUGAAGUUGCUAAGCUUGAGAUGCUUAUUCUAAUCCAUCAUUUGGUCACCAAGUUCAGGUGGGAAGUAGUAAGGUAUAAGAGUGGGGUUCAAUACGAUCCAUUUCCAGUACCUGAGGAGGGCCUUCAAGCUAAGUUUUGGAAAGAAUCUAUCAACACAGCUGGCCAUCAUUUUAUAUAAUACACAAUAAUAAUAAUAAUACAAACAUCAUCAGAUGUCAAUUUUUCAUAAAGAAGCAUUUCAUUUUGCUAAAAAUUAGUGGUAGGGACAGGUUCUUCUGCUUUGGGGAGUUUGGUUUCAUCUUUGAAUAUGUAAUGUAGCUUUUUUCUCUAAUCAUCUUUGAUCUUUCAUAAACUUGUAGCUUUCAUGUCUUGUUCUUAAUGGUGGGUACAUUACCAAAUGAUGAUAUUUCAUUUUCAAAAUUAAUCA